GAGAGCUGCUGCACCGGCACAGGGGCCGCCGCCGCCCGAGCAGCCGCAGGCCUUCUGAUGCUCAUGUCUGACACAGCUGGAGAGGAGCAUGUCCAUCUUUCCAAUGGCAGCAAAAAAUCCACCCUCCACAAGAGCUCUGGAAUGCUGUGAAGACUCCCUGCCCAGGCACACUCCUCUCCGGAUUAUCUCCAUCCCAAGGAAGCUCGUAUCCAAGAGAGUUCCCGGUCUUCCACCAUGAAUCCUGUUUACAGCCCCGUCCAACCUGGGGCUCCCUAUGGAAACCCGAAGAACAUGGCCUAUACAGGUUAUCCAACAGGCUAUCCCACUGCUGCCCCAGCCUACAAUCCCAACAUGUAUCCAACCAGCAGCCCUGGCUACGCCCCAGCCACACUUCUGAUGAAGCAGGCCUGGCCCCAGACCUCCUCGUCCUGUGCCACCGAGGGCACCUUCCACCUCCCGGUGGACGCUGGCACCGAGAACAGAACCUACCAGGCUUCUUCUGCAGCAUUCAGGUACACCGCGGGGACUCCCUACAAGGUGCCACCGACCCAGAGUAACAACGCCCCUCCUCCCUACUCGCCGUCUCCGAACCCGUACCAAACCGCGAUGUACCCCAUCAGAAGUGCCUACCCACAGCAGAACCUGUACACCCAGGGAGCUUAUUACACCCAGCCCGUGUACGCGGCCCAGCCUCACGUCAUCCACCACACCACGGUGGUGCAGCCCAACAGCAUCCCCUCGGCCAUCUACCCGGCGCCGGUGGCCGCGCCCCGCACCAACGGCGUGGCCAUGGGCAUGGUGGCUGGCACCACCAUGGCAAUGUCAGCAGGAACCUUGUUGACCACCCCCCAACACACCGCCAUCGGAGCACAUCCAGUGUCCGUGCCAACGUACAGGGCUCAAGGAACCCCCACCUACAGCUACGUACCUCCACACUGGUAAACCACUGGCCAAUCCAUAUCCGGAGUCAAACAUUGUAUGCAACUACACAAGUCUUACAUCGGCGCUGCGGCCGCUGGGCUUCAGCGCCUCGUCUGUUUGCAAGAACAAAAGAAAAAAAAAAAAGUGCAAGGGUCACUUUAUGCAUUCUUUAGUGGUUUUUGUAAAAGCUGCUUUUUCUAAUCUUCUGCCUCUUUUUUUCCCCCCCUUCCUCCCCCUCCCACAUGAAUUGUGUAACACACAUACUGACACUGAGCAAUAGUCAAGUUCUCUCUUCGGUCCUAUCAUUUGAAAGCUCAGAAUCUUCACUUUUCCAGCAUUGCCCAGCUGAGUGGUGCAGAGAUCCCCCCACUUCUUGUUCGUUUGGGUUCUUUUUGUUAUUUUUCUGUUGUCGUUGUUGUUGACAAGAGCCUAGAUUUUUUUUGGCUAGUAAGAGUGGUUGAUGUUCAGGGUACUAUGUGAAAAGCACAGCGCUGGUAGGCAGGCUUAUUCCGAUUUGGUUUGGGUAUUUUUAGUUGAAGAAUAUAAAUUAUUCAAUCUUUCAUAACAUAUUACAAGAAAAUUGGUGUCUUCCAGAUAGCUGUCGUGAUAGAUUAUAAAUGCAUUAUCUGCAGUGGAAUUCUGAACUCAUCCCUUCUUUUUGUAGGAGUAAGAGAAUAUAAAUAUAAUUAGCGACGUAACACACUUGUCUUAGGAAGCAUGAGGACUGGUCACCAGCGGGUCUUUGGUCUGCUUUUUCCAACUGGGCACGUGGAUCAUGGGUGAUGGGAAGGGAGCAGCAGGAAGAUGCAUGCCCUGUCAGCAUCUGGAACCCCUUGGGAAAACGGGAUGCUCCCCCUCAGCCACGUCCUGGGGCAGUGUGAGGGAGAAGGCGGCUCCUUCCCUGUGUGGCUGCUGUUUGCAGGCAGAGAUGUGCUGGGCAGCUGCUGAGGGAAGCAAGGACACGUCAAAAGGUUGGGCUGGAGAGCUUCUCCAGGUCCAGGGGUUGAUCUGGAGAGCUUCUCCAGGUCCAAGGGUUGAUCUGGAGAGCUUCUCCAGGUCCAAGGGUUGAUCUGGAGAGCUUCUCCAGGUCCAAGGGUUGAUCUGGAGAGCUUUUCUCAGUUUAGGGUUUGGUCUGAGGAGCUCCUCCAGGUUCGGGGUUUGGUCUGAGGAGCUCCUCCAGGUUCGGGGUUUGGUCUGAGGAGCUCCUCCAGGUUCAGGGUUUGGUCUGAAGAGCUUCUCCAGAGUAUGGUGGUGUGGGAAAGGAGGGCGUCUGGUUGAUGGAGAUGAGUCUUCAAGGCAGGGUGAAGGCAAGGUGGGUGGCUUCAGCUUGCACCCAUGGUGUUGGCAGGGCUGAGACCAAACUGCGCUGCCUCCAUGGCAGUUGAGGUGUCCCCCUCCCAUUCUUUGGGUUCCAGCUCCAAGACUUCCAGGAGAAAUGUUCAUCCAAGCACAAAUACCAGCACCAUGGAGGAAGGCCGGGGAGGGGGAUGAUGUCUGGCUGCUCUGCUUGGAGAGGUGGGAGAGGAGGAAGAAAUAGCAAUAAACACGUCGCCUCCUUCACGGGAGGGCACCUGAGAAGAGGUGACAGCAGGGAAGGUGAUCCACACUUGACAUGGACCAGGAUGGGGAACACUGGGCACGCAGGGGCUGUGGGCAUCAGGGUCAUUUUGGGGGGGUUUGGCUUACCCAGGGACAUGGGGACAGGAAGCUGGUGACAUCCCCCCUCGGGGUGUCCAAGUAGAGCAAUAAGUUGUCUUGAGGGCAGCAGAGGCAGUUUGGAUUUGCAGACAAUGCUUGUGGCCAGUUUGUUUUUAAAUCCUUGUCACUAAACCCAGCAUAGAAACAAGGUUUUUGGGACUUCUUUGGGGUUUUUUUAAGACAAAAGCUUGGUUGGGUUUUGAUUUUUGCCUCAAGUGUGCCAAAAGUGUUCCGUGCUCUCGGUGGAGUCUCCCCGCUUGGCUUCUGCUCCUGGAGCUCCUUCCCUGGAGCAUGGGCCAGGUGGGGAGUAACAAGCCUAGGGAUCCCAGGAGGACUUUCCCUCCCACUGGCUGGUCCCAGGAGGUUUGUCAGGUUGGGUGUUGGCACUUCUGUUUGGGGGUCAUUUGGUUGAUUCUGCUGGUUUUGAAGGAAAUCUAGAGCAAAGCUCUGGUUGCCCUCCUCAGCCUCAAGAGGAACAAAGUGGGGGGAGAUUUGCUGUGGGGGGACACCAGUGCUGUGGGGUGGGGAAGGGGCACCCUUGGGCUGGUAUUGAGGGAAAGGAGAAGGAAAAAAGAGAAAAAGAGCAAAUAGGCAGUGGGUUCCCCAUUUGGCUUGGCAAAGCCAAGGAUUAGUAAAGAACAGCAGGACCUUGGUAAAUAGCACCAACACAUCAUCCUUGCACUGUUUGUAGCACAUUGCAGUUAAACCUGGGCCAAAAAAAUCCCCAGAUCCUAAGAACUGAAGACUUCUGAGAUCCCCUUUUUCCCCCUCUCAUGCUGACUUUGUGUUAAUGUCUGUCAGCAUUGAGUCAGGCCUCCCAAAAGGCGCUCUGGUUUGUGGGGUGCAGUGAGCUUUGGGGUCCCUGUCCCAGCAGACACCAUCCCACCACUGUCCCAGACACCCUGCACCACGUUAGGAACCACUCCUAAAAUUCUGGCCCGUGUGUGGAAAGGAGAUGUUGGGCUUUCUCCUGGAAGGAAAAGAAACAUUAAAGGUGGGGGAGAAAGCCCCAGGAGUUGAGCGUGGUGGAUCCCACUGAUGAGCCCUAACACGGGACAGUUGGGUUUUAAUUCCUUUGCUUGGAUCAAAAGCAGAUCCAGAGCUCCUCAUCCCAUUAUUCCCAGGCAGAAAUACUCAUUAACCAAAGUGUGGAGAGGUGAAAUAUUUGCCACCUGUUGGGCCAGAGGCUUUCGUGAGGACAUUGGUAACCAGCCUUGAGCCACUGUGUGGAACCAGGGCCACCACAGAGUGCCAGGCUUGGGUAGCUCCUUCCCAAGGAGGGGCUGUGGUGCUGGGGAGAUGCUCCCUGCCCUUCCCUUGAUCCCAAAUCCUUCCCUUGGUCAAGUCAUGGCUUAACUGAGCGUCCUGGGAAGGUCACAGUGGGGAACACUGAUGAGGGCCACCAGCUUCUCAAAUAUUUAUUCCAGCAAAGCUUUGCUGAUGUUGGUUGAGGAAAAGGGUUUUCCACAGUGAAGGAUCACACUGGGCAGCAGUGGGAAAGAGCAGGAGGGGUUAAACCAUCCUUAGCAGCCACCGAAGUGUCUGAGAUUAAAAUUCCAGCUAAAGAGGAAGGAAAAAUAACUCUGAACCAUUAACCCAUCCCAGGCCUUACCUUUACUUCAAAACACAAGCUGCGAGGUGAGAUUUGGGGGGAAAAUAGGAUUUUAGUGGUGGUGGUGACCCCCAAAGCCCAGGAGCCCCUUGGAGCCUGAGGCCAUCAUGUCUCCAAGUGGCUGAACCCUCCAGGCAAGGAUUUGCUACUGCAUUUUAUGAAUAACAAAUCACUCUGUUCAGCACUGUUGCAGUUUUGGGAUGUAAUUCCCAGGAAAUGUUAUUUAAGGGGUUUGUUUUAACGAGGGGUGUUCAGAGCAUCAGGUUUUCCUCCAGCCACCAGCGUCCCACUGAAUCUGGUCCUUCCCAGAGAGACCCCCCUGACUCUUUGCCAUCCCCUCUGGGAAUGUGGGGAUGAUGUGGUUCCCAGCUGGAGGGCAUGAAAUGAGAUCCUGGUUUUUUUAGCAGGAUGGAAAAAAAUAACACUUGAGGCUUUAUUUUUGGUAAAAUCCAACCAGCCAACAAUAGCAAUAAGAGCUGCUGGAUACCCAUAAAUCCAGGUAUUUUUGGUUUGGUUUUUUUUUCCUAAUUGCCAAUAUUUUCAGGCCCUCCAACUGUGGUGACCCUCUGCCCAUCUUCCCUUGGCUUUGCUCCUGAGCCAGGAUCAGCCUCCAAAUAUUUUCUCUGCUGUGUGUUAGCAUUCCCUUAGAGGAAAAAAAAAGGAAAAUAAAGCCUGUGACGGAGCUUGGGAGGGAGGAAAUCCUUGGAAAAGGCAUUUCUGUGGCAUGUUGCACCAUGGCACUUGGAGAUUCUCUGGCAAUCAGGUAGAAGACCUUGUGGGAAUGUUUGCAGGGCAGGAAUAGCAAAAUCUGGGAGGAUUCCCGUUUGGAAGCGCUCGCUUGUGCUGCUUGUAGGGAAUAAUCUUGAUGCAACAUGGCCACCUGCAGCCUCCCUGCAUCCUCCUGCAAGAGAUGGAGCUGGGAGAUGGAAUUUUCCAGGGGGAAGAGGGGUUCAGGAUCAGGGGAGGGAUUUGUAGGGAAGCAUGGCAAAGUGCAGGAUCACACCCAAACCCUCCCAUUCCCACAACACGGCCUCAACCCACACCAGGCUCGCACCCCUCUUUCCGUGUAAUUAAUUUUAAAUUGAUUUUGACCACCAGACCAGCUCGUUUUUAAGUAUUAUUGGACCUCUUAAAUAAAAAUAAAUACCAAAAAAAUUCCCUGAAAGAACAACAACAAAAAUAAAAAAAUUUCAACCCAAGAGUAACCACGUCUUCCAAGUCUACAUCUCACAGGUGUGUAGGGAACAUGGCCUUGGACUGAUGCCCUGGAGAGCCCCACAGCCUCAGUUUGUCCAUCUGAAGUGUAAAUUUGGGGUUGUUUUCCCGUUUGUUUUCUGUUCUGGUUUUGGUUCUGAAGAUCAGGUCGUGAUCUCCCUGACAGAUUUCAGCCAAGAGUUUGUAACUGUACGAUAUUUACUGUAAGAUGUAGAACAUUCGAUAACUAUUAAAAUGUUUCCAAAAAAAAUUAAAUAAAUAAAUAAAAGAG
Messenger RNA from Onychostruthus taczanowskii (white-rumped snowfinch), 5717 nucleotides. It is a transcript of the gene FAM168A, whose product is annotated as family with sequence similarity 168 member A. The coding region runs from base 235 to 942 and encodes 235 amino acids. The record is from RefSeq and is a predicted model, not a curated record. Gene Ontology annotation, biological process: positive regulation of base-excision repair. The transcript is spliced from 11 exons. NCBI's taxonomy places the organism in Eukaryota, Metazoa, Chordata, Aves, Passeriformes, Passeridae.